CCGUAGACUUUGACACCUCAAAAGCGCAUCCAGUAUACCAACUGAAGCAGUUUAUAUUCGUCUCACUGUUUAUGCCUUUCUACUAAUAUGGCAUCAUUGAAAGGACCCGGAGCUGCCCAAACCUAUGAUGGUUCUGGCCUGAGGAUUGCGAUCGUCCAUGCCCGAUGGAACAUGGGCAUCAUUGGUCCUCUGCUUGAAGGGGCUAAGAAAAGCCUGCUCGCUGCUGGCGUGACGGAUGAUAACAUCACGACCCUCACCGUUCCCGGCAGCUACGAACUACCUUUCGCAGCCCAGCGCCUCUACGCUGCUUCCCAGCUUCAGGCUGCCAAGGGCUCCUCUUCUGCUGGAGGAAUCAGUGCCACGGAUCUCUUGUCCUCCUCCACCACGGAUCUCAACAAGGCACCCCCCCAGUCGCCUGCCCCCGUUGCGACCCGUCCCUUCGAUGCCAUCAUCACCAUAGGUGUCCUAAUCAAAGGCGAGACGAUGCAUUUCGAGUACAUUGCAGACGCGGUGUCCCACGGGUUGAUGCGUGUUCAAUUAGAAACCGGGGUGCCCGUCAUCUUUGGCGUUCUUACCGUGCUCAACGAAGAGCAGGGCCUGGAAAGGGCUGGUCUCGGCAAGAAGGGCAUGCACAAUCAUGGAGAGGACUGGGGCAAUGCCGCCGUUGAACUCGGGGCUAAAAGGAGAGAUUGGGCAGAAGGUAGGAUCGUUUAGUGACGAAUUCGGUUCUCCCACCCCAGACUACGCAGGGCAGAACUACAAUGAUGAGCCGGGGAGACAUGAGUUUGGUCACCAUUUGUAGCGAGGAUGUGUGACUUAUGGCUUCUGUACUAUUGGCGGACGCCAUCUUCUUUUCUGAAAUCGAAAU
Aspergillus melleus is the source of this 868-nucleotide messenger RNA. RefSeq names its product lumazine synthase RIB4 (gene RIB4). NCBI's taxonomy places the organism in Eukaryota, Fungi, Ascomycota, Eurotiomycetes, Eurotiales, Aspergillaceae. The transcript has 3 exons. Gene Ontology annotation, cellular component: mitochondrial intermembrane space; intracellular anatomical structure; riboflavin synthase complex. Bases 88 to 714 code for a protein of 208 amino acids. The record is from RefSeq and is a predicted model, not a curated record. Gene Ontology annotation, molecular function: 6,7-dimethyl-8-ribityllumazine synthase activity. Gene Ontology annotation, biological process: riboflavin biosynthetic process.